This is a messenger RNA of Hymenoscyphus albidus, 1366 nucleotides long. The record is from the annotation of a GenBank genome assembly. Lineage: Eukaryota; Fungi; Ascomycota; Leotiomycetes; Helotiales; Helotiaceae.
AAGUAAACGUGCGUAAAUCUCUGACUCUUCCGUAUACCGAAUAUUGAGGGAAACUGUUUUCACAAUCAGACAAAGAACACAAUUUGGACCGCAAUUCACCGCUGAGGUUCCUUGUCAUGGGCUGAGCUAAAGACCAGUACUACUGUAGCACUGAGCCAGCACUCGUAAGGAUUUAACCAGACCUGAACCACGUUUACACCACCCCACCAAAGCUAAGCGACGCCUCUAAAGUUCUCGUCACACCCCUCCAUCAACACCUACACUUACAACCCGUCAAGUCUCCAACCAACGCAACUCAAGCAUUUGAUCUUCUUCCAACCUCAACCCCUUUGUUUCCGAUCUUUAGUCCUGCGCACAUAGCCUUCAACAUGUCUUGGCAAGGUAAGGGACAGAACACUUGAUUACCCCUCCUUCACCGAACCUGCGCUGACGUGCUUGUGCUUGCCCACAACAGCAUAUAUUGAUUCUAGGUACGGGCAUCGGCAUCGGCAUCUGCAUCUCGAGGCUAUCCGCACGAACCUCUGAAGCUGAUAUCUUGGUAGCUUAAUAGGCAGUGGUCAUGUCGACAAGGGAGCGAUCAUCAGCGCUGCUGGUGACAGUGUCUGGGCCACCAGCCCCGACUUUACUGUAUGCCUUCUCUACUCUGCCCCACCCACCAUCCACGAUGGCACGAAAUCUUGACUCCCGUCAACAUCACACGCGAAAAGAGAUACGAGCUGUAGAGGACACGUUAUGGGCUAGGCUGACUUGAUGGAUAGGUCUCUCCUGAGGAGAUGAAGGAAGUUGUUGCGGGCUUGAGCGGAAAAACCGACAACCUAUAUGCCAACGGACUACACAUUGCAGGUCAAAGAUACGUCCUCACCAAAGCAGAAGACCGAAGUUUGUAUGCCAGAAAGGUGGGUUGAAGUUUCUUUCUUGUGUUGAUUUCCAUGAUUUCAGGCAGAGGGGAUUGCUAAUAUCAGGAUAAAAUCAGGGUAGAGAAGGAGUCGUCAUUGUCAAAUCCACACAAGCCAUCCUCGUUGCACACUACGGAGAGGCUAUGAUUGCCGGAAACGCCGCAACCACCGUUGAACAACUCGCAGACUAUCUCAUUAGCACAGGAUAUUAAGCCAAGGCAAACAGUACUCGGCUUGGUGAUUUGGGAGGCGAAACUUCAUGUUUCUGGGAGGAGAUGUGCGUGAACGUAUGAAGGGAAACUUCUUUGGUAGUGAGGUGGCAGGGCGGAUAUCAGAAUGGUAUCUGUUUUCUUGUGGUUGUGAAAAACAUCUGCUGGUGGAUAGCCUUGAGAAGGGGCGGGGGGAGCUAUGGGAGAAGAAAUAAGCCUUUACAUAGGGUCGAUGAAUUGAUGAACUCUUUCGUACCGAGA